Molecule: messenger RNA, 2012 nt
Organism: Mycotypha africana
Lineage: Eukaryota; Fungi; Mucoromycota; Mucoromycetes; Mucorales; Mycotyphaceae
Product: pyruvate dehydrogenase complex dihydrolipoamide acetyltransferase
Exons: 9
Coding region: 109-1647 (512 amino acids)
Biological process (GO): pyruvate decarboxylation to acetyl-CoA
Cellular component (GO): pyruvate dehydrogenase complex
Molecular function (GO): dihydrolipoyllysine-residue acetyltransferase activity
Source: RefSeq, a predicted model, not a curated record
UUUUUUCUUUUUUUUUUUGUUUUAUUUUAUAUACUCUAAACCACCUCGCUCUCUCUCUUUCUUUUUGUUCUUUCUCUUUUCUUUAUUUAUUUAAAAUCCCCAGCAGACAUGUCCGCAGCUAUCAGACGUCAAGUUAUGAGAGGAAUUGCCUCUACUGCUCGCCUCACAGCUACCAGAGCAACCCCUGUUCUUGUGAAGCAUGUUACUGCACGCGCUUUCACUUCAGCAAGCGCUCCCAAGUUCAUUGCCCUUCGUGCUAUCGGUAAUCAAUUUUCUGUCAAGGAAGCCAGAUUCUAUAGCUCUUCCUCUUUCCCUACACAUAAUGUAAUUGCUAUGCCUGCUUUAUCACCAACCAUGACUGCUGGUGGCAUUGGUACCUGGCAAAAGAAAGUCGGUGAUGAAGUGGUGCCUGGUGAUGUCUUGGUAGAAAUUGAAACAGAUAAGGCACAAAUGGAUUUUGAAUGUCAAGAAGAAGGUUAUCUUGCAAAAAUCUUGGUCGACACUGGAGCCAAGGACGUCAAUGUUGGCCAGCCCAUUGCCAUCUUUGUUGAAGAUGAAGCUGAUAUUGCUGCUUUCGAAAACUUUACUGUGAAUGAUAUUGAAGGUGGUGCCCCUGCUCCUGCCGCUUCUGCCGAUGAAACUCCCGCUCAAGACGAGCACAAGAGUGAAUCUCAAUCACCUGCUUCUACCGAAACUUCUUCUGCUCUUUCUUCCGGUAAGGACGAAGUCGUCUCUUCUCAUGGUGGUCGUGUUUUAGCCAGCCCUCUUGCCAGAAAACUUGCUGACGAACGCGGUAUUGAUAUUGCCCAAGUGAAGGGUUCCGGACCCAAUGGUAUCAUUUCUAAAGAUGACGUUGAAGGUUAUAAGGCUCCUGCUGCUGCUGCUGCUGCCGCUCCCGCUGCCGCUGCUGCUCAAAUUCCUGCUGCUUAUGCUCCUCAAGGUGCUGCCGGUGAAGCCUACAAGGAUAUUCCUACUACCAGCAUGAGAAAGAUCAUCGCUACUCGUCUUAGCGAAUCUAAGCAACAAGUUCCUCAUUACUACUUGACUGUUGAAAUCAACAUGAACAAGAUCAACAAAUUACGUGAAGUUCUCAACAAGUCUUCUGAAGGAAAGUACAAGCUUUCUGUCAACGAUUUCAUUAUCAAGGCAUCUGCUUUGGCUCUUAAGAGUGUACCUGAAGUCAACUCUGCAUGGCAAGGUGACUUUAUCAGACAAUACAACACAGCUGACAUCUGUGUUGCUGUCGCCACACCAUCUGGCUUGAUCACUCCUAUUGUCACUGCCGCUGAAACCAAGGGAUUAUCCACCAUUUCCUCACAAGUCAAGGAUAUGGCCUCUCGUGCUCGUGAAGGCAAAUUGGCUCCUCAAGAAUACCAAGGCGGUUCUUUCACUAUCAGCAACUUGGGUAUGUUCGGUAUCAACAACUUCACAGCUAUCAUCAACCCUCCACAAUCAUGCAUUUUAGCUGUUGGUGGUGCUCAACAAAAGGUUGUCCCUGAUGAAACAACCGAAAGCGGCUUCGCUGUUAGAGAUGUUAUGGAAGUUACUUUAAGUGCUGACCACCGUGUUGUCGAUGGCGCUGUGGGUGCCACUUGGUUACAAUCUUUCAAGGGCUUCAUGGAAAACCCUCUCAAGAUGUUGUUGUAAAUAUAUAUAUCUCGUUAAAUAUAAUCCCUCUCUUUUUCUCUCUCUCUCCCUCUCUUUCUCCCUUUCUCCUCUCUCUCUUUCAUACAUACACACACCUUCUUCUUUAGUGUUUUUUCUUUUAUUGAAUAAACUUACACAGAAUAAUAUGAACUAGAUCUCCUAUACAUCAACCCAAACCUAUAGCCAUGUUGACUACUUCUCAUGACUACUUUUCCAUUCAGUCAUUGUUGAGUCAAGACAUAGGUGAAUAGUCAGUACUGCUCAGAGAGUAAAUGGUAGCCCUGUCAGCAGCAUUUCAUUCUGUAAAGUUCAGCUACAUGCCUGCGAACUAAUGUAAUAGAAUGAUUCAUGAGGAUUAGCACGAA